Messenger RNA from Ochotona princeps (American pika), 2578 nucleotides. It is a transcript of the gene ELMO3, whose product is annotated as engulfment and cell motility 3. Bases 277 to 2427 code for a protein of 716 amino acids. Lineage: Eukaryota; Metazoa; Chordata; Mammalia; Lagomorpha; Ochotonidae. The transcript is spliced from 20 exons. Gene Ontology annotation, biological process: cell motility; actin filament organization. The record is from RefSeq and is a predicted model, not a curated record.
CCCACCUGCAGCACCUUGGGGAGGGGCGGGGCCGGCUCUGUGAGGCGGGGCGGACUGAGUGCCCUCCCACCCCCUGACUCCAACCCGGAACCAGCCCGGACGCCUUUGGGAAGGCCGCGGCGCUUGGCCAGGAGUGGGAAUCCGGACCGUGAGUGCUGUCCGUUGGGGUCAGGUUGCGGACAGAGGGCCGUCCUUGUCUCCUGGGGUCGCAGACCAGGUGCGCCAUCGGUGGCACAUUUUCUGGCCUGUGGGCUGUGCCGGGGGCCCGGCUGGACCAUGGCGCCCCCGCGGAAUGUGGUGAAGAUCGCCGUCCAGAUGCGUGAUGCCAUCCCGCAGCUCAUCCAGCUGGACCAGGCAAAGCCCCUGAGCACUGUGCUGAAGGAGGUGUGCGACGCGUGGAGCCUGACUCACUCUGAGCGCUAUGCCCUGCAGUUUGCCGAUGGGCACAGGAAGUACAUCACCGAGACUAACCGUACGGAGAUCAAGAACGGCAGCAUCCUGUGUCUCAGCACUGCCCCAGACCUUGAGGCGGAGCGGCUACUGGGGGCACUGCAGGGUGGGAGCCGUGAGGGGCGCCGUGAUGCACUGAGGCACCUCGUCUUGCUAGCCUCUGACUUGACCUUUGCCCGUGAGGUCAUCAAUCAGGACGGUCUUCAGAGACUCGGCACCAUCAUUGAGGAUGGGGACGACCUCGGGGAGGUGCUGGCCCUUGGACUGAGGGCAUUCUUGGAGCUCAUGGAGCAUGGCGUGGUGUCCUGGGAGACACUCAGCAUCCCCUUUGUCAGGAAGGUGGUAAGCUAUGUGAACAUGAACCUGAUGGAUGCCUCGGUGCAGCCCCUGGCCCUUAGGCUGCUGGAGAGUGUGACUUUGAGCAGCCCUGCCCUGGGCCAGCUGGUCAAGAGUGAGGUGCCACUGGAUCGGCUGCUGGUGCACCUGCAGGUGAUGAACCAGCAGCUGCAAACCAAGGCCAUGGCAUUGCUGACAGCCUUGCUGCAGGGGGCCAACCCUUCAGAACGGAAGCAUAUGCUGGACUACCUGUGGCAGAGGAACUUCCGCCAGUUCGUCUACAAGAACAUCAUUCACAGUGCAGCCCCACUAGGAGACGAGAUGGCUCAUCACCUGUACGUACUUCAGGCCCUCACACUGGGGCUGCUGGAGGCGCGCAUGCGCACGCCGCUUGACCCCUACAGCCAGGAGCAGCGGGAGCAGCUGCAGGCCCUGCGCCAGGCUGCCUUUGAGCCGGAGGGGGAGUCCCUGAGUGCCGAUCGUCGCCGUUCCCUUUGUGCCCGAGAGUUCCGCAAGUUGGGCUUCACUAAUAGCAACCCAGCCCAGGAUUUGGAGCGCGUGCCCCCAGGUCUGUUGGCCUUGGACAACAUGCUCUACUUCUCCAGACAGGCACCCAAUGCAUACAGCCGGUUUGUGUUGGAGAACAGCAGCCGUGAGGAUAGACAUGAGUGUCCCUUCGCCCGGAGCAGCAUCCAGCUGACAGUGCUGCUGUGCGAGCUGCUGCAUGUCGGGGAGCCCUGCUCCGAGACGGCCCAGGACUUCUGGCCCAUGUUCUUCAGCCAGGACCACAGCUUCCAUGAGCUCUAUUGCGUGGCCAUCCAACUGCUGAACAAGACCUGGAAGGAGAUGCGGGCUACACAGGAGGACUUUGACAAGGUCAUGCAGGUGGUGCGGGAGCAGCUGGCCCGAACACUGGCCCUGAAACCGACCUCCCUGGAGCUCUUCCGAACGAAGGUGAACGCACUCACCUAUGGGGAGGUGCUGCGGCUGCGGCAGACUGAACGGCUGCAUCAGGAGGGCACUCUGGCCCCUCCCAUACUGGAGCUGAGGGAGAAGCUGAAGCCGGAGCUCAUGGACCUGAUUCGCCAGCAGCGUUUGCUCCGCCUCUGUGAGGGGACACUUUUUCGCAAGAUCAGCAAUCGGCGGCGCCAGGACAAGCUGUGGUUCUGCUGCCUCUCCCUUAACCACAAGGUGCUGCAGUACGGGGACGUGGAGGAGGGCACAGCGCCACCCCCUACAGAGAGCCUGUCUGAGCAACUCCCUGUGGCUGACAUCAGGGGACUCCUGACAGGCAGGGACUGUCCCCACAUCCGGGAGAAAGGCUCUGGGAAGCAAAACAAGGACCUCUAUGAGUUGGCUUUCUCCAUCAGCUAUGACCGUGGGGAGGAGGAGGUGUACCUCAACUUCAUUGCACCCUCUAAACGGGAGUUCCACCUGUGGAUAGAUGGGCUGAGUGCCCUUCUGGGCAGCCCCAUGGGCAGUGAGCAGACACGACUGGACCUGGAGCAGCUGCUGACCAUGGAGACCAAGCUACGCUUGUUGGAACUCGAGAACGUGCCCAUCCCAGAGCAGCCACCCCCUAUACCCCCACCGCCCACCAACUUCAACUUCUGUUAUGACUGCAGCAUUGCUGAACCUUGACACUGAGGUUGGCCAAGGGCUACAGUUGCCACCACCGUGGUAGGCAUGAAAGGUGGAGGGGAGAGAAAUAUAAGCACUGACCAGCAGAACCUACAGCAGAAAUAAAGUUGGCUUGGCUCUUAGGUAUGCAUGGAGCCAGCUCUGAACCUUG